Molecule: messenger RNA, 2229 nt
Organism: Colletotrichum graminicola M1.001
Lineage: Eukaryota; Fungi; Ascomycota; Sordariomycetes; Glomerellales; Glomerellaceae
Product: ABC transporter
Exons: 5
Coding region: 1-2229 (742 amino acids)
Molecular function (GO): ATP binding; ATP hydrolysis activity
Source: RefSeq, a predicted model, not a curated record
AUGACGUCAAUAGCUUCCGAAUCUGUAGCCACGAUCCUUUGUUCCAGCAAGCAAACGCGCUUCAACCUCCAGAACGCCGACCCUCGCGAGUUGGACAUUGAUGGCCUCAACAUCACUGUCACCUCGGCUGGGAAGACCGGCGCAAAGGGCAAGUCCAAAGCCCGAAGUGACGGGACCGAGAUCCUCGUCGACGCCAAGCUGCGUCUAAAGGCCGGCCAGCGGUAUGCACUCGUCGGAAGAAAUGGCUCUGGAAAGUCGACACUCCUCAAGGCUAUCGCCGAGAAGCUGAUUCCGGGCAUAUCCGAGACAACUCGAAUUUCUCUUCUGCAGCAGACCAAUCUAACCGAUGUCAACUCAGACCUACGUCCCAGCCAUCACCCGACCGAUAUAGGUGAAUCUGGCCAAGGUCGCGGUGUUCUGCAGCAUGUGAUUGAGCAGGCGACUGCCAAGUCGAACAUCGAGCAAGAGAUCAGGGCUUUAUCCGAUGGCAUCAACAGCACCGACCCGUACGGCCCCGUGCGCGCCAUCCGCGCAGUUCGCCAUGACAGAAACCAGAAGCGUCUCUUCCGAGAGGACAAGAACGCGAGACUACGUAGCGGAGACAGAGGUCUGGCGGCAAGAAAGGCCCUCAAGGCCUUUGAAAAGACAGUUGCCGAGUCACAAAGAAUUCUGGAGCAAUCCCAGGAUGAGAUUUCGGCCGAGACUCUCGAUACGGAGACACAAGAGGCCUUGGAUAUGUUAGCAGAUCUCCAGUUGCAGGUUGAGCCUUCCAAGGUGGCCGAGAUCGAGUCCAAAGCUAAGCGUAUUUUGUCCGGCCUGGGGUUCACCCAAGCCUACAUGUCGAAGCCGGUAUCAAGUCUCUCUGGUGGCUGGACGAUGCGGACCGCACUGUCCAUAUCGCUGCUUCAACAGACUGACGUUCUCAUUCUCGACGAACCCACCAACUUCCUCGACUUGCUAGGCAUCAUCUGGCUUCAGCGCUAUUUUGAGUCCCUCCAAGAUGUGGAUGAUGCCCCGACGCUGAUUCUCGUCUCACACGACAGAGACUUCAUCACGCUUUGCACAGACCUUCUCAUCCUAAAGGACAAGGGGCUGACCUACUUCCACGGCGAUCUGCCGACUUACGAGGCGUCGCAGUCGGAGCGCAAGAUCUGGCUGACCAAGAUGAAGGACUCCCAGGACAAGCAGAAGGCCCAUAUACAGCAGAGCAUCACCAACAACAUAAAGGCAGGCAAGGCCCACGAUGAUCUAAACAAGCUUCGACAAGCCAAAUCCCGUCAGAAGAAGCUCGAUGACCGCUGGGGUCUUCAGGUCAGCGCCAAGGGUGGUCGGUUCAAGCUGAACCGUGAUCUCGUCGGCUACCACUUGACGGCCAGAGACGAGAUCGAUAUCCCACAGGAUGAGCGACCGGUGAGCCUUUCCUUGCCGGAGCCACCAGAUCUCCGGUUUCCUGGGCCUCUUUUAUCGGUAGAGAAGGCGACGUUUCGCUAUCCCGGUGCCGGGAGCAAGGUCAAAACGUUGGCGCCGACCGUGCUGCAGGACAUCAACCUCUCCGUCCACAUGGGCGACCGCGUUGGUAUCCUCGGUCUGAAUGGGGCGGGAAAGUCGACCCUUGUGAAGCUUCUUGUCGACGAGAUGAAGCCCACAUCCGGCGCAGUGACGACGCACCCUCGGCUGAGGCUGGGAUACUAUUCACAGAAUGCCGUCGAAGCUCUGCAAGAGAAGGGCCGGGCUGACCUGUCCGUGACGGCCUUAUCUUUACUCACGGACGAGGUCGCCGGGGAGUUGGACGAAGGCCAGCUUCGUGGCAUCCUGGGCAGUCUCGGUCUGCCUGGCCGCGUUGCAUCCGACACGCCCCUCGGGAAGCUGUCUGGCGGCCAGCUCGUGCGAUGCGAACUCGCGCGGCUUCUCUGGCGGAGACCGCACUGCCUCAUCCUCGAUGAGGUGACGACCCAUCUCGACUACGAGACUGUCACGGCUAUGCGGGAAUCCCUCAGAGACUGGGAAGGGGCGGUGGUCCUCGUCAGCCACGACCGAUGGUUCAUGCGCGGGGUUGUCGAAGGCUCGGCCGAGGACGUUGACAGCGAAGAAGAGGACGAGGAGGAAGCGGUGCCUAGGCGACGGCUUGUGUACAAAUUGAGGGCGGGGGUCUUGUCACGCUUAGAGGGCGGUGUGACUGAAUUUGAGGACAGCGUUGCAAAAAGAGUGGCUAAGCUGCUCAAAACCUAG